AAUGGGGUGGCCAGAUGGGUCAUGCAGUCGUUUGGGUGAUGGUACAUUUAUAUACAUUAUUUUUUACCAUGCUAAGGGUGCUAAAUGCUGAAUGGGGGAGGGGGCAUUUAGCGAAACCUUUUUUGUCAGUCCUUACAGGGGGUCAAGUGGAGUGACUAAGCUUCAUAGAUCUCCUGAAAGAAAGCCUCUUGAUUGCACUAGAAGGCUCGAGCGCCGAGUUCACACACUGCAGCUGCAGAUCACAGCGCCAGCUCUCCUCUCGCGCCUGGAAAGAAACUAGACACUAGUACCGCACACUCCUCCCUCCCCUCCCUCGCAAAACUUGGAGCGUUCACCCUUUCUCCCACUUUUACCAUGUUCUGUAGUUUUCAGUCUCAUUCUUCCCUGCAAGUUUUUCCUCGACAGUUGACCCUCGGUGCGAGCAUGACAGCGGCGGCUGUUGGAGCGAAGCGGUCGCCUCUAGCGCAAUCGGAACUUCAAUGCCUGUGAAUCUUUGUCAAUCUCUUGAUUUUGGUUAGGUGAAAUAUGCGAUGUCCGCGGGUCUGCCGGGUUCUUUUUCUUCUUCAUUCGUUUUUAGUGCUGGCCACCAGCCAUGUCGAGAUCCCACUGCCAAGCAGUCUGCUCUCGAAUCCAGGUCGCCUGUUCAAGCCAGGGUCGGAUCUUUCCGUGGUCUAUCCCGUGAGAGUUGACGGGGAUAACCAGUUUGUCUCACACUCUUUGUCUUACAACUUCGGUCGAGGGCGGUACAAGCGUGACCUGCGACAGUUGGAGGGACACAUUUAUUACCAAAUUAACUUUAAGGGUCGCGAGUUAUUUAUGAAUCUAACUGUGAACAAUCAUCUGUUGUCUAAUGAUUACAUUCUGGAGAGACGUAACGGGAGCCUUAAUCGGACAGAGCAUCAUUCGACCAGUGGAAAUUCCUGCCACCUCAUUGGCACCGUUACGGAUUCUGUCGCGCGUGGGAUUGCAGCCAUCAGCACCUGUGUAGGAUUGCAGGGCGUGUUCUCUCUGCCCGAGGGUUCCUUCUUUAUAGAGCCUUCCGGGGGGGGCUCUGCCGAGAAGGAGGGGGGUCCGCAGCCACACUUGGUGUACCCUCACGUUACCGCGGCGACGCAGACGCGGCGACGCAGAAGCCCCGACGACCAGCACACGCCCAGUCCCUGUGGAGUCAAAGAUGCUCCAGGUGACUCUGUCCAGGUGGAGAGGGAGAGGGAGGCAUGGGAGAGGGAGGAGCAGGAGGAGGGGAGAGGGGGGCUCCCCGACCCCCGCAGGGUGAAGCCCCGCUCCGUCAGCAGAGAGCGGUGGGUGGAGACCAUGGUGGUGGUCGACUCCAAGCUCAUCAACUACCACGGCAGCGAGAACGUGGAGGCCUACAUCUUCACCAUCAUGAACAUGGUGGCAGGUAUUUUCCAUGACGCCAGUAUUGGUAAUGCCGUCCACAUCGUGCUAGUCCGUCUCAUCCUGCUGCAAGCGGAAGAGAAAGGGCUGAAGAUCGUCCACCAUGCAGACACCACCCUGUCCAGCUUCUGCGCCUGGCAGAAGGGGCUCAACCCUCAGAGUGACACACACCCUGCUCACCACGACGUUGCUGUGCUGGUGACCAGGAAGGACAUCUGUGCAGGAAUGGACAAGCCCUGUGAGACCCUGGGCCUGUCCCACCUGUCAGGGAUGUGCCAGCCUCAUCGCAGCUGCAACAUCAACGAGGACUCAGGGCUGCCCGUCGCCUUCACCAUCGCCCAUGAGAUGGGUCACAGCUUCGGUAUCUACCAUGACGGCCAGGGGAACGACUGCGAGCUGGCCGGCCGACACCCCUUCAUCAUGUCCAGGCAGCUGAUGUAUGACACCUCCCCCCUCACCUGGUCACCCUGCUCCAAGGAGUACAUUACACGCUUCCUGGAUCGAGGGUGGGGCUUCUGUCUGGAUGACCGUCCUUCUAAGAGAGAUCUGACCACCCCUCUGGCCCGUCUGGGUGUUCGUUACACCACACACUACCAGUGCCAGCUCCAGUACGGACCCAACGCCACUUUCUGCCCCGAGAUCGAUAAUGUGUGUCAGGUCCUGUGGUGCUCCGUGAACGGCUCCUGUCGCUCCAAACUCGACUCCCCCAUAGAUGGGACCCGCUGUGGGCCUGAGAAGUGGUGCAUCUCGGGGGAGUGUGUGAUCGUGGGCAAACUGCCCGAGACGGUGAACGGUGGCUGGGGUGUGUGGAGCACCUGGUCCCACUGCUCCCGGACCUGUGGAGCCGGAGUCCAGUCUGCUGACAGGGAGUGCAACAGCCCCAAACCAGAGUUUGGAGGGAAGUAUUGCACUGGGGAGAGGAAGCGAUACCGCGUCUGUAACACCCGGCCCUGCCAGAAUUCCAAACCCACCUUCAGAGAGAUGCUGUGCAGCGAGUUCAACACCGUGCCUUACCAGAAUGAGCUAUACGAGUGGAUCCCUGUGUCCAGCUCAGUGAGUCCGUGUGAGUUGCACUGUCGCCCGGUGAACGAGGGGUUCUCUGAGAAAAUGCUGGACGCUGUGACGGACGGAACGCCCUGCUUCAUGAACAACAACUCCAGGAACAUCUGUGUAAACGGGGUGUGCAAGGAGGUGGGCUGUGACUUUGGGAUCGACUCUAACGCGGUGGAGGACAGCUGUGGGGUCUGCCUGGGAGACGGCUCCUCGUGUGAGACGGUCCAGCACACCUUCCAGGGAGGGGACGGCUUCGGUGAGACACGCCUCCACACAGGGACAGAGGGACAGAGGGACGGACGGAUGGAUGGAUAAAGGGAUUCAUGGAUA
Hypomesus transpacificus is the source of this 2781-nucleotide messenger RNA. RefSeq names its product A disintegrin and metalloproteinase with thrombospondin motifs 12-like. The transcript is spliced from 14 exons. Gene Ontology annotation, biological process: extracellular matrix organization; proteolysis. The record is from RefSeq and is a predicted model, not a curated record. Gene Ontology annotation, molecular function: metalloendopeptidase activity. NCBI's taxonomy places the organism in Eukaryota, Metazoa, Chordata, Actinopteri, Osmeriformes, Osmeridae. The coding region runs from base 526 to 2766 and encodes 746 amino acids. Gene Ontology annotation, cellular component: extracellular matrix.